Brienomyrus brachyistius is the source of this 4667-nucleotide messenger RNA. It is a transcript of the gene plcg2, whose product is annotated as phospholipase C, gamma 2. The transcript has 28 exons. The record is from RefSeq and is a predicted model, not a curated record. Gene Ontology annotation, molecular function: phosphatidylinositol-4,5-bisphosphate phospholipase C activity; protein binding. Gene Ontology annotation, biological process: phosphatidylinositol-mediated signaling; positive regulation of epithelial cell migration; phospholipid catabolic process. Lineage: Eukaryota; Metazoa; Chordata; Actinopteri; Osteoglossiformes; Mormyridae. The coding region runs from base 511 to 3561 and encodes 1016 amino acids.
CGCGCGCAAUGUUCUGAUGCAGCCGCAGAAUAAUAGACUUGCUCUUCCGUUUGUUGCGCAGGUGCUUUCAAUUUCUGUGUCACUUGAGACCAGGGGGUCGUUAUGAAUAGAAACCCCCUGGUGACAAUACUUAUUUUACUAGUUCAGUUGCUCAGUCGAGUUAGUAAUUAAUGUAUCUCUUACAUUACUUAUGUAUAUCAGCCUUUCGGCAUAUCAGACCAGCAUGGGGUAGCAAGGGAUGGGGAAGAGGUGUCCGUAACGUUUCAGGACUUUGCAUAGUUAACUAUUGAAGACUUCCGUAUUUCUUUAUUACAGCUAUUCCUAUCCUACUACUGGGCAAGUUUACUUCCUUCUAUAAACGGAUAGAGGAACUGACCAUUCUGUGGCAGGGCAAAGUUCGUUAAUAAACCAUUUUUUUUUCAUUUUAAAUUAAAACAUGAAGGUCUUUGCUUGGGAACUAUUUGUAUAAGUUGUAUAUAUAGAUAUUUUUUUCAAAUUUAAGCACUAGAGAUGGCAGGGUAUGGCCAAAUGGGGGAGCUGACGGAGUACAAGAAGAGCCUCAUCAAGAGGGACCUGGAGAUGGGGAUUGUGAUGACGAUUUUCCGCCAGAAGGUGGAGCGUCUGACAGUGCAGGUCAUCAUGGAGACCAGGCAGGUGGCCUGGAUUCGGACUGCAGACAAAACCGACGGUGUCUUGGACCUGCAUGAGAUCCGGGAAGUCCGGCCAGGCAAGAAGUGCAAAGAUUUCGAACGUUUUAAAGAAAAAGAGCCUCCUGAGGAGACCUGCUUCACUAUCUUUUAUGGAAGCCAGUUCGUCCUCAACACGCUCAGCCUCAGCGCUCCGACACAGGAAGAUGCAGAGAAAUGGCUGACAGGACUGGAACUGCUUCGGCAAGAAACUUUAGCUGCCCCAACACCUGAUAUCAUUGAAAGCUGGCUGAGGAAGCAGAUGUACUCAAUUGAUCAGACCAAGAAGAACAGCAUCUCCAUAAAGGAGCUGAAGUGUUUGCUGUGUCAGAUGAGUUUCAAGAUCCCUCAUGCACGCUACCUGAAGGACAAGUUCGCGGAGAUUGGAGCCAGGAAAGAUGUGCUGGACUUCGAGCAGUUUCACAAGUUCUAUAACAUCAUCAUGUUUGAAAACCAGAAGAGUGUCCUCGACAAGCUGAAGGAGUCCUGCACUUUUGUCAUGGGUAACACAGAUCGACCAGACUCUUCCAUCGUCUCCCUGUGUGACUUUCAGAGAUUCCUUGUACACCAGCAAGAAGAGUUUUGGGCCCAAGAUUUGAACCAGGUGAGGGAGCUGAUGACCAUCUUUAUCGACGACACGAUGAGGAAAACUAAUGAGCCAGAGUUCACAGUCAGCGAGUUCCUCAGCUUUUUGUUCUCUAAGGAGAAUUCCAUCUGGGACAAGAAGUUCUCAGAAGUGAACAACCUGGACAUGAACAAUCCGCUGUCGCACUACUGGGUCAACUCCUCACAUAACACGUAUCUGACGGGCGACCAGCUCCGGAGUGAGUCAUCCCCAGAGGCGUAUGUACGCUGUCUGCGCAUGGGCUGCCGCUGUGUCGAAUUGGACUGUUGGGACGGAUCAAACAACGAACCCAUCAUCUACCACGGCAAGACCAUGACGACCAAGAUCAAGUUUGAGGAUGUGGUGAAGGCCAUCAAUGACCACGCCUUCGUAGCGUCUGAGUAUCCUGUGGUGCUGUCCAUCGAGGAACACUGUUGCACAGAGCAACAGGACAAAAUGGCCGACAUCUUCACCAAGGUGUUCAAAGACAAGCUACUUACCAUUCCCGUGGAGCCCAUGGCCGACCAGUUGCCCUCCCCCGCUCAGCUCAAAGGCAAGAUCAUACUGAAGCACAAGAAGCUGAGCUCGACAGACGAGCCGGUGCGACUGGACGAUCGAGGCAGCCAGCAGAAGGGCGACAAGCAGGGGAACCUCUACAUCUGGGAUCCGGUGGAUGAGCAUUGGAACCAGCACUACUGCAUGAUCUAUGGAGACAAGCUAUAUUACGCUGAGGAGUAUGACCAAGAAUCUGAGAAGGCCACGAACCCCAAUGAGCUGCACUACCAGGAGCCUUGGUUCCACGGGAGGAUGUCGGAAGGCAGGCAGACGGCGGAGCACCUCCUGCAGGAGUACUGUGCCGAGUCGGGGGGGCACGACGGCACCUUCCUGGUGCGCGAGAGUAAAACCUACCUGACGGACUACACCCUGUCCUUCUGGCGUAAAGGUCGAGUGCAGCACUGCCGGAUCCGCUCCAGCACAGAGGCUGGACAGCCGUUCUUCUUCCUGACAGAGAACCUGCACUUCGCCAGCGUCUACGAGCUCAUCAUGCACUAUCGGGAUAACCCGCUGCGCUGCCUGGAGUUCGACCUGCGGCUCACGGACGCUGUGCCGCGUCCAAACCCACACCUCGCCGAGGGCUGGUUCUACAGUAAUCUGAGCAGGGGGGAGGCAGAGGACAUGCUGAUGAGGAUCCCCCGCGAUGGAGCCUUCCUCAUCCGCCAGAGGGAGGACAACGAUUCUGUCGCCAUCACCUUCAGGGGCGAUGGGGCAGUUAAGCACUGUCGUAUCGCAAAGGAGGGAAGCAAGUUCGUUUUGGGCAGUUCAACCGAAUUCGAGAGUCUGGUGGAUCUGGUCAGCUACUACCGCAAGAACCCACUCUACCGCAAGAUCAAACUCCACUACCCAGUCACAGAGGAGCUGGUGAAGAGAUUCAGCCAGGAACAAGACUGUGCAUCCAUUUACGAGAGGAAAAUGUACGUGGAACCACAUGAGAUAGAGCCACCAUCGAGCACUGUAAGGGCCCUGUACGACUACAGAGCCAUGAGGCCCGAUGAGCUCACCUUCACCAAGGGCGCCCUGAUCCACAACGUCACCAAGGACAACAGCGCCUGGUGGCAGGGGGACUAUGGAGGAAAGACUCAACAUUACUUCCCCUCCAACUAUGUUGAGGAGAUGUCCAACAACAAAAUGCCAGAGCAGACUGACCAGGCAACAGAGGACAAUCCCCUGGGGCAGUUAUGUAAGGGCGUGGUCGACCUGACCAAGUGCAAUGUGAAGUCCGCCCAAGACAAGAAUGGCCGGCCCCACGUGUUCACGCUCACCUGCAAGGAUGAUGAGAAUGUCACCUCCUUCGACAUCAGUGCCGACACUGUGGAGGACCUGUUUGAGUGGUACACGGCAGCGUGGGACGUCACGCAGCGCACCACCAACGAAAUUCUCAAGAUGGCACUGGAUAAAGAGAAUAAGAAGCGCAGCAGUCAGAACACAGUCUCGAAAAAGAUGUCGGACCUGGUGGUGUACUGCCAGCCCAGGAGCAAAGAUAAAGAGAGUUUCCAAAAAUACGACUACAAGGAGAUCCGCUCCUUCGUAGAGAACAAGAUCCCGCAGGGUGAUGGCAAAGUAAACGACUUCCUGAAGUACAACCGCAAGGCCCUGAGCCGCAUCUAUCCCAAGGGGCAGCGUGUCGACUCCUCCAACUAUGACCCCUUACCACUGUGGAUCUGCGGCUCCCACAUGGUGGCGCUCAACUUCCAGACUGCGGGGAAGGUGUAACAUCACUGCCUGAACUGCCCGCAGGGAAGGUGUAACAUCACUGCCUGAACUGCCCGCAGGGAAGGUGUAACAUCACUGCCUGAACUGCCCGCAGGGAAGGUGUAACAUCACUGCCUGAACUGCCCGCAGGGAAGGUGUAACAUCACUGCCUGAACUGCCCGCAGGGAAGGUGUAACAUCACUGCCUGAACUGCCCGCAGUGAAGGUGUAACAUCACUGCCUGAACUGCCCGCAGGGAAGGUGUAACAUCACUGCCUGAACUGCCCGCAGGGAAGGUGUAACAUCACUGCCUGAACUGCCCGCAGUGGCGGCCCACUUGGUUCAAAGGCACCGGUCCGGAAGCUUGGUUAUUCAAGCUAAGGGCAGCUGUAACUGGACUGCUGGUAGCAAGCUUUGAUUUGGGACCCAAGAAUUGUUGCAUAUUGCUUAUGGUUGUGUAUGACUAAUGUAAGUGAAUAGUAACACGUAUAGCAUCUAAGUGUAUAACUUCAUUUAUACUGAGCGCUGACCAAGCUGCCAACUCACGCUUUGAGGUUCUCACGCAAGAAAUCUUAUGGCAAAUAUGUUAUUCCACUAUAACCCUGAAAUUAGCCACGUCAAAAGCUGAGCCUCGUCUCGAAUUGAAAAUCCCACUCCAGCCUGCUGACCAAAGUUGCCAGUCCUGUGCUGAUAUCACCGUUAGCAAACUGUCAUGUUAAAUACAGAAGGGGAUACGCAUCCGCAGGGGAUACCGGGGAGGUCCGAUACGCGAAGAGUAACGAACAGUAUAAAUUACUUGUUUUCUGUGCACUUGCAUACCUAUGAUGCGGUUUAAUUUCUAAACUACACUGAGACCACAGUUUCCGAAUGAGUGGCCCAUAGAAAUUAUGUCUUCACAAAGAUAUGAGUACAGGUCUGUGUGUGUCUGUGUGCAUUUGCAUGUGUGUGUGUGUGUGUGUGUGUGUGUGUGUGUGUGUGUGUGUGUGUGUGUGUGUGUGUGUGCGUGUGCGCGCCCAACCUGCAGCUGACUGGCAUCCUGUCCAGAGUGUUCCCUUGCUUUUUGCCCUAUGCUGCCUUCAUUAGGCCUGGCAAUUGAUAAACGAUUGAUCAAUCAUUUUAAAUGUCUUU